Messenger RNA from Sebastes umbrosus (honeycomb rockfish), 6977 nucleotides. RefSeq names its product lymphocyte antigen 75 (gene ly75). The record is from RefSeq and is a predicted model, not a curated record. The transcript is spliced from 35 exons. The coding region runs from base 204 to 5399 and encodes 1731 amino acids. Gene Ontology annotation, molecular function: signaling receptor activity. Lineage: Eukaryota; Metazoa; Chordata; Actinopteri; Perciformes; Sebastidae.
AGUAGCUUGACAGUAGUCGUCGGAGCGGAGCGGAGCGGGACUCUCUCUCUCUCUCUCUCCGGUAACACACACAUCUGACAGUCCGGAGUACUGCUGGGUUAGUUAUCGGAUCACUUUCGUUUUGCAGUCCAGCUAUCGAUCAACCUAUAUAUCCCACCACUCCGGGAGGGCUGCUUCUUUAUGACUGAGCCGUCACCGUCACCAUGCUGAACUCUUCCAUAGCAACACUUUGUCUUUGUUUCUGGCUCUUGGGAACUAACGUCAAAGCUUUCGACGAGGAUGCUUUCACCAUCAAGCACUCGAGCACAGGGACGUGCCUGGGUGUGGGGGCUUCUGCAGGCUUGAAUGUCACCUCCUGUGACCUAAACAGCACGUCCCAGCUGUGGAAGUGGGGUUCAGGCCACCGGCUCUUCCACGUGGCCACGUCCCUCUGCUUGUCGUUGGACGUCCGCAACAAGUCAUUAACCCUGGUCGACUGUGGCUCCAACAUCCUGCUGUGGUGGCGUUGCCUGGAUGGGGCUGUUUACACUGUUUAUCAAAUGGGCUUGGCGGUCAGCGAGGGCAAAAUCGUCGCCAAACGGGACUCUAAUGACACUUGGGUGACAGGAGGAUCCCAGGACAACAUCUGCCAUAGGCUCUACCAUGUUGUCCACACCACCGAAUGGAACUCUGUUGGCUCUCCCUGUGAGUUCCCCUUCAAAUACAACGGCAGCUGGCAUCACGGCUGCCUCCCGGAUGCGGAUUUCCCUGGACUGUCCUGGUGUGCCACCUCAUCGGACUUUGACCAAGACAGAAAGAAGGGAAACUGUCUAACACCUGAGGAGGGAUGCCAGACUCUGUUUGCCGGGUCGGAAGGGGAAUCCUGCUAUGAGUUUGUUCCCAGUGCCACGGUGACCUGGCAGGAAGCUCUGGAUUCAUGUCGCAGUCAGGGAGCUGAUCUGCUGAGUGUGUCUAAGCCCGACGAUCUCCACUCCACAACCUUUUUGGACGGCCUUGCCAGAAUGCCUGCGAAGAUGUGGAUCGGCCUUCACCAGUUAGACACUUCUCAUGGCUGGCAGUGGUCAGACGGUUCCCCUCUCUCCACCCUGCGCUGGGAAACAGGAAUGCCAACCAUCUCCACGAUUCUUGAGACGGAGUGUGGAGUCCUGAACUCCAAACAGAACUAUGAAACUGAGAUGUGCAACAAACGACUGCCAUACAUCUGCAAGAAGGCCGUCAAUGCCUCUCAGACGGCAACAACAGAGUCUUUUGAAUAUAAGGAAACAGAGUGUGCAGUCGGUUGGGUCCCGUGGAACGGCUGGUGUUACAAGUUAGUGAAGGACAAACCACUAAACUUUACCGAUGCCCAGAUGCACUGUAACAACACAGAGGGAGGAGGCUUGCUGGCCAGUCUCCACUCCAUUGACAGCAAAGAGAUGAUCAGCACUAAUUUCCAUGCAGAUGGCCAGUCGUUGGAUGUGUGGAUCGGUCUGGUCGGUAGCGGCAUGAACCCCACAGUCUUCAUGUGGAUCACCGAGACACCCGUUACCUUCACCUACUGGGACAUAAACCAGCCAGUCCAGCCCGCUACGGACACCAGCUGUGUCUUCUACUCUGGAGAGGGUCAUGGUUGGCGGGUCGGGGACUGCACACUGAGGCUACCUUUUAUGUGUCAGAAGAAAGGAAAGGUCAAGGAGACGCCGACACAGGCCGGAUGUCGCUUUGAGGAUGGUUGGAGGAGACACGGCAACUCCUGUUAUCAAGUGAACACCAAACAAGUAUCCUUCAAAGACCGCUGCAACAUCACUAUAAGAAACAGGUUUGAGCAGGCCUUUAUCAACCGUCUACUUGGAAAGCAGAUCAGCAAGGAAAACAAUUUUUGGAUAGGGCUGCAGGACAUCAACAACACAGGGGAGUACCAGUGGCUGAGCCAGGAUGGGACCCCGGCUGUGGUUACAUACACCAACUGGGACUGGUUAGAACCAGACCAGGCUGGAGGCUGUGCAGUGAUUUCCACUGUAAAACACUUGGGCAAGUGGGAGGCGAAGAACUGUACCAUUUUUAAGGCCGGCACAAUUUGUAGAAUAGACUUCGGUACACCUCCAGCCCCAGAGCCAGAGCCAAAUCCCAACGCAACCUGUCCUGAUGGAUGGGUGUCCAAACCUAAAGUCAAAUACUGCUACAAGGUGUUUCAUGAGGAGAGGCUGAGCAGGAAGCGCUCCUGGGAGGAAGCUGAGAGGUUCUGUCAGGCUCUGGGAGCCAACCUGCCCAGCUUCACUACCAAUGCUGAGAUGAGGGACCUACACAGCAUCAUGAGAAACACCAUCAGUGAUAAUCGGUACUUCUGGGUCGGCCUGAACAGGAGAGACCCAGCUGAUCGCUCCUGGCAGUGGAGCGACGGCCAGCCUGUGCCUCUGGAUGUUUUACAACAAGAUUUCCAUGAGGAUGAUGCAUACAGUCGGGACUGCGCUGCAUUCAAGUCAUCGAGGACCUCCUUGAAACACCUGUUUGCGUUUCUGCUGCACGACUUACCUGCCAACCCUUUCUACGCCACACCGUUUCAUUGUGACGCCAGGCUAGAGUGGGUCUGCCAAAUACCACGCGGAAAGACACCAAAGACCCCAGACUGGUACAAUCCCGGUGGACACCAUGAGACCUCUAUCUUCGUAGAUGGAGCGGAGUUUUGGUUUGUUAACGAGCCUAAGCUCACGUUUGAGGAGGCACAGCUCUUUUGCAGUAUGAAUGACAGCACACUGGCUGCACCACUCAGCUCGACUGCUGCCACUCAGAUCCAGCAGCACCUAAAAGAAAUGUCAAGUUCUUUCAAGCAAAACUGGUGGGUGGAAGUUAGAAACCCUGGACGGAUAUUCCCCAUGACGUACACCCAGAUGUACUAUUAUCAUUCAGCUUUCCUGGGCAAAUGCACCUCCAUCAGUCCUGUAAACAUCUUCCCAGAUCAUGAGCGCAGUUGCCGCGAUCGAUUGUCUUUUGUGUGUGAGAGACACAACGUCACGUCAGUGGAGAUAGACCCUCUGGAGCCUCAACCUGGAGGACUGCCCUGUGGACAUCAAUCUCUGUCCUUCAGAAAUAAGUGCUACACACUGAUGACGAGCCAGAAGCCUGUGUCAUACAAGAACGCCAAUGAGGACUGCCAGUCGGUGAGGGGAACCCUGGUCACGAUAUCGGAUCAGGUGGAGCAAGAUUUCAUCACCAGCCUGUUGCCGAGCAUCAGAAACAUGGAAAGGAUAUGGAUUGGUCUGAAAAUCAAACAUAACGAUCCUGAAUGGGUGGACCAGUCCCCAGUUAACUACGUCAACUUUAACCCGCUGCUUCUGGGAAUGCACAAGGCUAUAAAAGUCAACCCGUUGGAUGUAGAGAGUAUGGAUUUGUGUGUGUUUUUGAACAAUAACCCCAACUCUGCCAUGCUGGGUACCUGGGACUACUCCUCCUGCACACAAUAUCAAAAUGUGGCCAUUUGCCAGCAUUAUGCAGAUAAACUGGAGGAGCCCAUCAUCCCAACAGAGCGUUUCACCGUCAAUAACCACACCAUCCUGCUGCUUGUCAAGAAUCUCACCUGGUUUGAGGCCUUAGAGCAGUGCAGAAGUAACGACAUGGACCUGGCGAGUGUGGCCGACACCUUCCUGCAGUCCUCCCUCACUGUGCAUGUGAGCCAUGCGCGCACGCCUAUGUGGAUCGGCCUCUUUAGCGAAGACGAUGGGAUCCACUACCGUUGGACCGACCACAGUCACACCGUAUUCAGUCGCUGGUCUUCUGAUGUCACCAGUGGCGCGUGUGUCUACCUGGACACCGACGGCUUCUGGAAAGCUACCGAGUGUGAUGAGGAGCUGGGAGGUGCUAUCUGCCACAAACCACAGAAAGAGAUCAUCACCAAACCAGAGGAUGUGGCAGUGAAGUGCCCCCAUAAGAUUAAUGGUCCAAACUGGAUCCCCUUCAACAACAACUGCUACUCCUUCCAGCUGGUCGCCGCCAGAUGGGACCAGUUUGACAAAGGACAGAUUAAGGAUACCUGCAAAAACCUUGAUGCAGGUGCACACGUCCUAAGCAUUCGAAAUGCAGAGGAGAACGAGUUUAUUAAGGAGCAGCUCGUACCGUUUCAGAACCUGGUCCAGUUUGUAUGGCUGGGGAUGUUCAAAGAUGACAACGAUAACCAGAUGAAGUGGUUUGAUGGCACAAAUGUCCAAUAUUCCAACUGGGCAAAUGGCAGACCAGUUGUAGACGGACCGUUCUUGGCUGGUCUCACUGUUGACAGCGAUUGGCUUCUCAUCUCAAACCAAAACAUAUUCGGACAGUUCAAACAAAGGACCAUCGUGACCUGCAAACUGGACAAUGAACUAAAACAGGAGUACAACAAGUCAUCCAAAGAUUUUCAACGUUACGGCAACUUAACUUAUGAGGUUAUGACCCGAAAACUGAAUUGGCACCAGGCUCUGGAAGAGUGUGGUCGGGGUGGAGGCCACCUGGCGAGUAUCCACGACAUCCAGCACAGUGCACAUGUGGAGCUCAUCGCCAGGACGGACGGCUUCCAGCUCUGGAUUGGCCUAUCCAACCAGGAUGUUAGUAACUCAGGCUUUGAGUGGUCUGAUGGGACGGGAGUUGACUACAAACCCACCAUCUCUGACUCACAGGAAGGCUCCAGCUCAGGCAAACAAGAGGCCAGCUGUGUCUAUGUAACCCCUGCUGGAGCCUGGGUGAAGACCAGCUGCAAUACGCUGGUAGACGGAGCCAUCUGCUACACCACCGCCAUCACCAGCCCUUCCCAGAGAGCCAGACUGAAGGUUGCCCCAGAGGCCAAUCGUUGCCCUCAGAACAACGGUAUGUCCAUGUGGGUGGAGCAUCAGGAUCACUGUUACGCCUUCGACAUGGCUUUCUACAACUACAGCGUGUACAGCAUGGAGCAGGCCAGGAGCAUCUGUCAGAGCAUGGAUGCUCAACUACUGACCUUAAAAACUAAAGAGGAGAACGAGUUUGUGUCAAAGUACAUGUCUGAUGACCCUCUAAUCACCAGUCGAGUAUGGCUCGCCGUGGAGCUCGAUACUCAAGGUAAGCCCGUGUCCUGGCAGGAUGGCUCGGCUCUGGCUUACGUUAACUGGCUACCUGAGCCCUUGAAUACUGGGACGAAGUCAGAUCCCCGCUGUGCCGUCAUGUUGGCAGGAGAUGAGGGAACCUGGAAAUUUGUCAGCUGCAAGGCGAGCAACAGUCGUGUUGUGUGCAAAACUGAAGCAAAGUCUGGCGGCGCUCCCGUGGCGUUGGUUCUCUUCAUCGUGGUCGUCAUCGCUGUCGUCUUAGCCAUCGGCUUCAUCAUAUAUAAGAAGAAAAGAUCCCACUUCUCUUCUACCGUCCGCUACGAGAGGACCUUUAAUGAAUCAGACGCCACCAGUAUUAUAACAGACGCUGACUGAGCUUGCUUAAGUAAUCAGCCUCAGGGAGUAUUGAUGUGCCUUGUGUGCAUUUUAGUACUUUUCAGCAGGAGCAGAUGCAGCCUUCCCUUUUUAAAUUAUUUAUUUAUCCUGCUAAGCCUGCAGGGUUCUACAAUUGUGUGUAAAACUGUAAAUAUUGUUCUGCCAAUUCAGUUUCUUAAUUUGGGAUAUUUUAGAUUUUAGAGUUUAUUGAGAGCCUGUGUUAUACCUAAUGUAAAUACUGGGACUGAUGCUCUUUGGUAAGUAUUAAUCUUUGACAUUAGUGGGAUGUUAAGUGUUCUGUUUGGGUUUUUUUAGAUUGUAAAAAGAUUUUGAGUUACUUACAGAAAUAUGCAACUGGAAAGAACACUCCCAUUCAGCCUUAUAACAGGGGUUAAAUUGCACUGAUGUAUGAGUGACUUCAAACUAUCGGAAACAAAACAUGUAUUGUUUUAUACUGUAUAUACCAUUACUCAAUCUAUUCCUGUUUUAUUUUGCAAUUUCAGAAGGUUUGAUUUCCGCAUGGUUACAAUUAAUCAAUACAUUAAUAGAUGUUUUUCUUUGACUUGGAAUGUUGGGUAUAUCUAGGUAGUUUCUCCAGAUAUUUACAAUACUGCCCAGACUUCACUAUGAAUAGCUUAGAGCUAGUUUUAUACCAGAGUAUGUUCCGUAACCGUCUCCAAGCGAAAGGAACAAACAAAAGACUGUGGCUCUUAUGUAUGUAAAUGUUUAAUAUUUUGUGUUUAGCUCUUUACAUUGUUUUUUGGGACUCUGGCUGAGACCUUGAGCUUCAUUUUAUUGGCCUGAGCAACAGCUUAUAUCUCCAAACCUCAGCAAAUCACAUUCAAACUAUCCAGAUUGAGAGAUUGCACUCUGGUCAAGAAAAUACAUUUGUAUUUUUAGUUGGACUAUGCCUUUUAAAUAAGUAGAAACAUACGUGAUUGAUGAAAAUCUCACUGAAUGUGCCUUUUUAACAUCAGUACUUCAGAAGAAAUGGGAGGUUUUAAGCCAGUGGAUAGGGUUAUUUUCAGUGUAUUUACUGAUUCAGUUGACUUAUUAAUACCUAACGAUAUGUUUUAGUUGUCAAUACAUAAGAAAAAUCUGAAUUUGUAGUCCUGCUGAUAAGUUUUAAAAGUGUAGGACACUGUCUUCCUUUCUUUGUUUGUAUAAUUUGUGUGUUUAUGUAGAUCUGCCUUUCCUAUGCACUUAACUACUGAGCAAGAACGCACUUUAAUAUGUCGUGGAGCUACAGUUCCUAUUACCUUUAAGCACAAUGAGGUUUGGAGAGUUUUUAGAGACGUUCAAAUUGCACUGCCGUUUGCUGUGAAAGCUUUGUAAAUAUGUUUUAUAACUGAGAACGAACCAAAGAUGCUCUGAGUUGUUUGAAUGUCAAAAGCCUGAGCUUUCCUUUCACUUUGUGGAACUGCCUCAGUACGGCUUGUUAACCCAUCCACAUCAAAUUGUAAACCAAAUGUUAAGGGUUUGUUUUUUCGUUUUUUUAACUUCCCCCACCACUCCUAAACAGAUCUAUGAGCUCAAAUCAGGUACAGUAUCCUUCCAAUAAAAUUUCCUGUCUUCAAA